AUGAAAAUUCAUUCAUUUAGAGAAAUAACGAUUUAAUUGGAUUAAUAUUAUGAAGAUGACUUAUAGAAAUUUAAAAGAUUAAACAUUUAGAAAGUAAAUGAUGAUGGACUACUUAAGAGGGAGGGAAAAUUAUUGAAGGAAUGGAAUAAUUAUAAAUAAAAGAAUUUAAAUUAUAUUAUCAGUGCUGUUAUUUAAUCAGAAACUCUCAAGAUUUGUUUAUGUGAAUUUAAAAAAAAAAGAUGGACAACAAUGGAAUUUUGGAUUAAGAUUGCAUAUGAUUUAAUAAAUGAUAAGACAUAUGGUAGAGUUAUUAGAGACAAGCUUUUUGGAUAAUUUUAUAUGAAUCAAAAUGAUUUAAUCUCUCAAUUAAUAAAAAGAUAAUGGCCAAAAAGAUGGCAAAAUAUUAAAGAUGAUUCUUGUUUAAAUUUAGAGAUUAUAUAAUUAUAUUUAGAAUAUUUACCCAUUCGAUUAUUUUUAUAAGAAAAUAUUAAUGAGUAGACAAAUAUAAUAGUUGAUAUUAGAAGAAUGCCUUAUCUUUAAGAAAAUUACAUUUUUAGAUUUUCAAUAAAAUAAGAUCUAUUUUUUCCAAGUGUUAAAUUUAGUGGAUGUUAGAUGUUAUAAUAAUUAAUUAAUGCAGGAAACAAUUUCUGUCAAUCAUAUAUUUAGUUUAUUAAAUGCUUAACACCUUUAUUAAUUCCAAUACUUAAUCUAAUGAUCUGUAAUAAAUCUACAGGAAGGACAAUUAAUAUAUAUGGUUAAUAAAGUAAAUUUAUAUUUGAUCUUUUGAUAUCCUUAAAAACUAUUGGAUCUAAUACAAUUGAAUGUACUAGAAAUUCAACGAGAUUUAAAAAAAGAUAUGAUUAAUAGCAAAAAUAUAAAUUAAAGAAUCAAAUGAGUGAGAUUAUUAUUACUUUUAUGGAAUAAUAUCAUCUAAAUAUAGAUACCAUUAAUGAUAUUAAAGAUAACUUUUAACAUGGAUAUAUGGCUAUCAUAGAUGAAACACUUAAAAAAGAUGAAGGUUAAUUAAAAAGACUUAUAAUAAUUUGUAGUCAUAAAAAAUUAAAUUUUGGUAAUCUUGAUCACAAAAUAAUUUUUCAUUAAUCACCAGGAUAAGAAAUUGAAUAAAUUUUAUUAAGAUGCGACUAUGAAUUCCUAAUAUUUUAUACAAAUAUGCUUUUUAAUUAUCCUGAAUUGGAAAAUAAAAUUGAUAAUCUUAGAUAGAGAAAUGCUUAAAUAAUGAUUUGUUUGUGGAGUUAUUUAUUAGCUUAAUUUUUUUUAAAUAAUCAAGAGAUAUUAGAAGUAUAGAAUGAAAAUUCUCAAAUAGAAGAAGAUUAAUCUAAAGAGAAAAAUGUAGAACCAUAAAUUUUACUUUCUGAUUAGAAGGAAUAAAUACCACUAUUAGAUUAUUAAAUAAAUUAAGUUUAAGUUCAAAAUAAAUAUUAGGAAUAAUUAUAAUGA
Molecule: messenger RNA, 1458 nt
Organism: Paramecium sonneborni
Lineage: Eukaryota; Ciliophora; Oligohymenophorea; Peniculida; Parameciidae
Source: the annotation of a GenBank genome assembly